Molecule: messenger RNA, 2262 nt
Organism: Actinia tenebrosa (Australian red waratah sea anemone)
Lineage: Eukaryota; Metazoa; Cnidaria; Anthozoa; Actiniaria; Actiniidae
Product: tyramine receptor Ser-2-like
Biological process (GO): G protein-coupled receptor signaling pathway
Cellular component (GO): membrane
Molecular function (GO): G protein-coupled receptor activity
Source: RefSeq, a predicted model, not a curated record
CCGUCAACCUCUUAAUACCUCUUAGUAUCAAGAGUAAAGUACCGUGCACAGAGUAAAAAAGUAUAAGGCGUGAUUGUUGAUUUUUUCCGUGUUCAAUCUAUUUUAAUGCUGGUUGAAAGACAUAUUUAUGGCAGUACUGUCAAUUUCCUGCGCGUCCUAGCGAGGCUCGUGUUUGAGUUAAGUAAAUGAGGCGCGGGCGAGGCAUGUUWGGAUCAAUCUACGAGAAGGAUUCAAUGGUAAAAUGCUCCACUGAAGUCAAUAGAUUUCAAAGCUGUAGACACAAACGCUGGACAUGUCUGCCACUUUCUAGAGGCGAGAAUCUAGCUUGAUUCUAUCAAUUCCUUUAUUCACGAACGUUACAAGUUUAAGAGGUAAAAGAAUUGACCACUUUUGCGACAGGAAAUACUGAGUGUGGGAGUAUCAGUAUCGAUAUCAGCUUCUAGGACUGAAAGACUGACCAACUGUUAAAAAUAGAGAAACUCCUCUUGGCAAAACCAUUCGUCAUGAACGACACCCAUGACGUCGACGAAGGCCACGUGACCGCGACAUCAGUUGCCAAGGCAAUACCCAUGAUCCUCAUCACCCUUGCUGCGUUUCUAGAGAAUUCUUUGGUGCUCGUUUCUGUAGCAAUGUGCAAAUCAUUACGUCGGUUGCCAGGCAACGUCUUCAUCGUCAACCUCGCUAUCACAGAUGUCGUGGGCGCAUGUCUUUGUAUGCCAUUUGGGAUCAUAACCUUCAUGAGAGAUGGACACUACAUGUUUGGAAACGCUUUAUGCCAGUUUCAAGCCUUUUUGAUUGUCACUAUGUCCAAUGUGACGUUUCUGACGUUGCUAGGAUACAGCGUCUUCAGAUACAUCAUGAUCACCUCGAGACAGCAACUGUCAAUUUCGACUCUUUGGAAAGGGGUGGAGAUCUAUAUAGCGUCAAUUUGGCUGGUGGGAAUGACAUUCAGCUCCCUACCCCUGAUAGGAUGGGGCAAGUAUUUGUACUUCCCAAGCUUUUAUUCGUGUACCUUGGAUUGGACUGCUGACAAAAGUUUCAGCUUUACUGUAUUUGUGGUAGUGUUUUUCAUCCCACAGACAAUAUUAUUGUUUUCUUACUACAAAAUAUCUACGUUCGUCCGACACCACAAAAAACAAUUGAGUAAAAACAGAAAAAGGAUGAACUUAAGUCCACAGUCUAACACAAAUAUGGAUGGUUAUUCCAUUGCAUAUGACGCAAGCUCCAGUCAGUCGGUAUGUCCGCCCCGUGCGCGGAGCACGUCCCCAACCCGUCAAAACGUAAGGAAAGUCUUCGUGAUGAGCAUUCCAGAGGAACAUCCAUCGCCGUUAAAAGAAGGAACAACAUCGAAAGCUAAUUCAGCUCACAAAAUCUCGAAGGAGUCAAAAGGAGGACCCUCCCUAGGACUUUGUUUGGAUGUCUCAAACGUCCAAAUUCAUCCAAAGCGAAAACAAUCAAAAGAAGAGAAGAAAGUAGAGUUCAAAAAUGCAGAUGAAGCACAGUUUCACAAGCCCUCUGUUAACCGACUAAGAGUCGUACAACAAGAGCGACUAGUAAAGAUUCUUUUGUUUACUGUCUUAGCUUUCUACAUUUGUUGGAUGCCCUUUGCAGUGGCUAGUUUUCAGCAAGUUAUAGGCMACGCUGGUCCAAGACCCGAGUAUUUUGACCUUAUUUCUAUGUGGCUUGCCUUUUUCAACGCUCUUUGUAACCCUGUCAUUUAUGUUUUGCUAAAUGGUCAGUUCAGGAAAGCGUUUCGUCAUACCUUGAUUGUAAUCUUUUGCUGCUGUUCGAAAAAUUCAUAGAAAUGUUGCGCCAUGUACUCAUUAAAGGCUCAGUACUUGAAUAUCUUCUUACAGGUGAACGAAAAUUUCCCGAAGGGGCUCUUCCGUGGUGCUGGCUAGCGGACUCAAUUCACAACACUCAUCACGCAUACGAAGAAUACACACCUGACAAAGACAACUCGCAUGUCGAUAUCUGACAUGAAGAUUAUAUCGAAAUGUGUUUGAAAUAACUGACUGGGAUAGCAAGAGGAAAAUAUGCAGUUUGUAAAUAGUAGUCGUGUAUUUUAUAACUACAAAAUUGACUUGUAAAAUAGCGACAAUGGACUACCUACUGGUAUAGUGCCUUAGAAGACUUCAGUGACUUUUGGGUCACCGCAGCCCCAUAGCCUAUAAUCACUUAGUAAUAAAUACCACAAAAAAACGAUAUGUUAAUAAAAGAGAGCAAAGUUUGUAGGCUUAAAGAUUGUGUAAUGGAUGUAAA